AUGGAGAUAGCCUUGGUGAGUUUUGAGAACGGCGGCGCUAAAGGGAGCGGCGGCGGUGGAGGAGGCAGCAAUGCCGAGGAGAGCUGCCGGAACGCGCUGGACGUGCCUCAGUCGGGUUUCGUUCAAAGUGGACUGGGAGAGGACUACGGUAAGGAGCUGAACACCCGUGGGAGUCCUCACCAUCAUCAUCACCAUCAGCAGAAUCUUCACCAGAGCGCGUGGAAAAUCAACGACAUGAACAACACUUUCAGCUGCAGCGAGAACGCCAUGGAUGCGCUUUUACGCGCGGACCACAGUCCGCAUCUGUUCGAUGAGGACCUGCUGGACAUGGACAUGGACGCGGAAAGCAACGAGAGGGUGCUUAUAAACAUAGCAGGGCUCAGAUACGAGACCCAGCUGGGCACACUUAACCAGUUCCCGGACACUUUACUGGGAGACCCUGCCAAGAGGAUAAAAUACUUCGAUCCACUUCGGAACGAGUACUUUUUCGACCGGAACCGGCCGAGUUUUGACGGGAUUUUGUAUUUUUAUCAGUCUGGAGGGAAGAUCAGGAGACCAGUUAAUGUGUCCAUAGAUGUGUUCGCGGAUGAGAUUAGGUUUUACCAGCUGGGGGAGGAGGCCAUGGAGAGGUUCAGGGAGGAUGAAGGCUUUAUAAAAGAGGAGGAGAAGCCUCUGCCCCAGAAUGAGUUCCAGAAGCAGGUUUGGCUCAUUUUCGAGUACCCGGAGAGCUCUAGUCCGGCUCGGGGCAUCGCCAUCGUGUCCGUGAUCGUCAUCACUAUAUCCAUCAUCACUUUCUGCCUGGAGACUUUACCAGAGUUCAGGGACGAGAGGGAGCUCCCCGUGACCAGCCGGCUGGACAACAGCACCGCGCCACGGCCGUCCCUCACCUUCACAGACCCCUUCUUCAUCAUCGAGACCACGUGCGUCAUCUGGUUCACUUUCGAGCUGUUCGUGCGCUUCUUCGCGUGCCCCAGCAAGUCCGAGUUCUCCAAGACUAUCAUGAACAUCAUCGACAUCAUGUCCAUCAUGCCUUACUUCAUCACAGUGGGCACGGAGCUGGCGGAGCAGCAGGGCCAGGAGCACCAGAACGGACAGCAGGCCAUGAGCCUGGCCAUCCUCAGAGUCAUCCGUCUGGUCCGGGUGUUCCGGAUCUUUAAGCUCUCCAGACACUCUAAAGGUCUGCAGAUCCUGGGUCAGACUUUAAAGGCCAGCAUGAGAGAGCUCGGCCUGCUCAUCUUCUUCCUCUUCAUCGGAGUCAUCCUCUUCUCCAGCGCUGUCUACUUCGCAGAAGCUGACGAGCCGGAGUCGCACUUCAGCAGCAUCCCGGACGCGUUCUGGUGGGCCGUGGUAACCAUGACAACCGUAGGGUACGGAGACAUGAGGCCGGUGACGGUCGGGGGGAAGAUAGUGGGCUCUCUGUGCGCCAUCGCCGGCGUGCUCACCAUCGCGCUGCCUGUCCCCGUCAUCGUGUCAAACUUUAACUACUUCUACCACCGAGAGACAGACCAGGACCAGUCCUCUCUGAAGGACGAGCCCAACAACGGCCGAGACAGCGCCGAACUGAAGCGCAAAGGGAGUAAAUCCUCCGUGAAAUCGCAGGACGUGGAGAACAACGACGCGUCCGGCGCGUCCGUGGAGAAGGCGAACAUUAAAGCGAACAGCAGCAUGGACUUUAAGAGAUCCCUUUACGCUUUCUGCCUGGACACGCGGGAGACAGACCUGUAG
Cheilinus undulatus (humphead wrasse) is the source of this 1725-nucleotide messenger RNA. RefSeq names its product potassium voltage-gated channel subfamily A member 1. Gene Ontology annotation, cellular component: voltage-gated potassium channel complex; membrane. The coding region runs from base 1 to 1725 and encodes 574 amino acids. Lineage: Eukaryota; Metazoa; Chordata; Actinopteri; Labriformes; Labridae. Gene Ontology annotation, molecular function: delayed rectifier potassium channel activity; protein binding. Gene Ontology annotation, biological process: protein homooligomerization; potassium ion transmembrane transport. The record is from RefSeq and is a predicted model, not a curated record. The transcript has a single exon.